Molecule: messenger RNA, 1560 nt
Organism: Sinocyclocheilus grahami
Lineage: Eukaryota; Metazoa; Chordata; Actinopteri; Cypriniformes; Cyprinidae
Gene: cnstb
Product: consortin, connexin sorting protein b
Exons: 9
Coding region: 388-1290 (300 amino acids)
Biological process (GO): positive regulation of Golgi to plasma membrane protein transport
Cellular component (GO): plasma membrane; transport vesicle; trans-Golgi network
Molecular function (GO): connexin binding
Source: RefSeq, a predicted model, not a curated record
GACAGGCAGGGCAUCGAAACUGAUUUCAGAUCGGUGUGUGUUUGACAGAGAGGGGUCUGGGGUCUCCGCUUGAGCAGCUCUGAGAACAGAUAUGAACGCUGCGCGUGCGCACGUUUACAGAUGCGGACCAUUGUAACAUCAAUACAGAAACUAAACUUAUGGAGGAGUCCGAGACGAGGAAGUCUGUAAGAUGGAAAGAGACGACCAGAAUAACUCCGACCGAAGAGGACAUCAUUACGUCUUACCUAACAGUCUCCGAUGAGAAUCAGAACAAACUGCAGGAGGCAGAGGCUAUGGACUUGCAAGCGGUUAAACUCGACUUAGAGAACAGGAACCCAGAGGAGAGCUCUCCAACAAACACCAAGAGCCAUAGCUGCUCUUUAGAUCAUGAUAGCGGAGGGCUACUUCCUUGAAAAGGACUAUCAGUGGGCAGUGGAGUUUCUUCAUCUGGAGAAGCUGUAUCAUGAAAGACUGCUGUCUAAUCUGGCCUCCAUACAAGAGAAAUGGGAGUCCCAGAGGACAAUCAGCGUCCAAACUGAAAGUAACCCGAAUGGAACUGACAGAGAGAGAGAGCAUAUGGAACUGUUGAGUCAUAUCUGCAAAACACACCAGAGACCUAACCUCUCUUUGGAAAAGAACAUGGACGACAUAAAACUACACAACUGCCCAAGCCUCGUGUCAAAACACAGAAAAUCAAAACAAGAACAAGCUUCAGUGAACUCGACCGAGAGAGAGAACCGGGCGGAGGACUGCUCAUGGCCAGAAGCUGAACAGGAGCCAGAAGAGGACUGUGAAUUGAAUGAGGAGGAGGAGGAGGAAGAAGAAGAGGACGAGGAAGGUCUUGAGGAGGAUGAGUGCUGGAAUGACGAGCUCCAGGAUGACACAGUCGUUGACGGCCAGGUUCCUGCGGAUGAGCUGGCCAGCCUUAUUCAGGUAGAAGAGAGGUUUCCCUCAGACGGCUUAGUGUCUAUUUUAAAGAAGAGAGUCUGCGCCAGGGAAACAGAGAAAGACUCGCUGCUAAAAGACUCAACCAAACGCAGAGUCCGCUUUAGAGAGCCAGGCGAUGCUUUCGAUCAAGAUGAGUCGGCCAGAAACUCUUGCCUCAUCCUUCUCGUCUUGUGUCUGGUUACUGUGGUGAUUAGCAUGGGUGGGACUGCUCUUUAUUGUCUCGUUGGAGGGGCGUACUCAAACGUGUGUGCUGACUUCUCGCAAAACGUGGACUUUUACUUUGGACCUGUACGACGAGGAAUGGACGCUCUCGCACAGUGGCUCUCUUCUGAUGCAUCAUAGCAGCUAUUUUAUGCAGUGGAACUAUUUCUUCAUAUUAUCAUUUCCAAUGAUUAACAACAGUAUUCCUCUUGAGAUAAUAUGCACUAAUGUACAUUACCAGACGGGCCUUAAUAAAUGUUGCUUUAGUGAGUCACACAGGGCUUCCUAAUGCAUAAAUACAUUUGUAUAAUGUAUUUAAUAUUGGUACAAAAACAGGUUAUUACAGAUAAUCCUUAUAUAACACUAAUUAUAGAUAAUCUUAAUAUACUGUACCACUGCCAUUCUUUGAAU